CGCGGCGGGCGCAUCCCGGAUCGGCGCGCAGGGGCACGGCGGGAGAGCCUGGCAAUGGUGCUGGACACUCUGGCUCGCAUCGUCAAGGUCCAGCUGCCCGCGUACCUCAAGCGCCUGCCGCUGCCCGAGAGCGUCGGCGGCUUCAUCCGCCUGACAGCUACGCUCUCAUAUGGAAAAGCUGUUACUUAUAUUUACCAAAUAGAGAAAUUCAGCUGCUACAAAGUUGGGAGUUCAGCUGUUACUGUAAGAAGCUGCUUUUGGGCCUGCAUGGGGUUAUUUCCACAAAAAGUAGCUGAAACGUAAGUCAAAGAUACCAAAGGAGUAGUUGAUGGAAGACAAAGCAGGGAAUACCUGCUUUGAUUUUCCUCUCAGUGGCUGGUCUGUACCUUUGUUCAUAGUGUAUGUGUUUCUUUUGGUUUUGGAUGUGUUACUGUUGGACUAAAAAUUAAGACAACCUCUCCUUGAAAAUAUCUGUGGCUUAAGCUUUUUGGAAUUCUUUGGUUUCUGAUACUUUCCAGGAC
Catharus ustulatus (Swainson's thrush) is the source of this 521-nucleotide messenger RNA. RefSeq names its product CDGSH iron sulfur domain 2 (gene CISD2). Gene Ontology annotation, cellular component: intracellular membrane-bounded organelle. The coding region runs from base 55 to 303 and encodes 82 amino acids. Gene Ontology annotation, molecular function: 2 iron, 2 sulfur cluster binding. The transcript is spliced from 3 exons. NCBI's taxonomy places the organism in Eukaryota, Metazoa, Chordata, Aves, Passeriformes, Turdidae. The record is from RefSeq and is a predicted model, not a curated record.